UAUUGAUAAGAGGCGGAAAAGGAAAUCGAACCCUCGUUUCGUUCCGCUCCGCUGCUCCGAGCCGUUCGAGCGGCGAUUUCGACCAAUGGCUGGCGGAGGAAGCUUGAAGGAGGGCGGCUCGCCGGUGUUCGACAUCACCCCCCACAAGAUCGCCGUCUGCCACCUCGUCCAAGUCUUCGCUCUACACACGCAGCCGGACAUGCCCUUCGCUUUCCAGUCCAUCUCCCAACACCACCGCCUUGGCCUCUUCCUCUUUUCCCUUACCAGGUCCUGUGAGAGUUUCUUGGAUCCUUCAUUGGAAGAACUUCUAAAUCAGUUGAAGGCACUUGGUGGUUUGGCUAUGUUAAGUGAGCAUUUGAUAAGCAACCUGUUGGUCCUAUCUUCACCAGAUGAUUUGUUCAAUUUUUUUGAUAAACUGCGAGGAGUACUUGCAGCCCCUGAAGGCUCAUCUAUGGAAGAGGAGCAGACCUUGUUGGAUCCAAAUAGUCAUUUGGGAAUCUUUAUCCGGUGUUGCAUUCUGACCUUCAAUAUGCUGCCCUUUGAGGGUGUUUGCCAUCUUUUGACUAACUUAGUGGCAUACUGUAACUCAAAUGAUUCUACAUAUGAAAUGGCCGAAGAUGAUGAUUUUAAUGGAUCAGAAUUCCAUGAACUGCUGGAGGAUCCAGAAGUGUAUUGUGAAGCUGCUGAAUUUGAAGAAUAUGGGCUAGAAAAUGAUGCACAAGCUGCAGAAAAUUUGACACACAUUCCGUCAAAAUUCCUUUCUAGUUUUCUUGAAGAUAAUCAGGCUUCAGAUGAUCCGAGGAUAAAACAUGGUGAUGGUGGCUCUCAAAGUGGUGGUCUUAUUCCCUUGCUAAACAAUAAUUUCAGAACUGAUGAUAAUUUAGGAGUUCUUCGAUCAAGGUGGCAAAUAGAAGGGUAUCUGAACAUGCAAGCUGAUUUGCUUGAGAAGGAUGCCAUCUCAUUUCCCUUGUAUUCAUUUUCUGCUACUCUAAGGCAGCUGCAAAAGCUAGCUCCAGAGCUUCAUCGUGCACGAUAUUUGCAGUACUUAAACGCUCUUUAUCACAAUGAUUAUCUUUCUGCUUUAGAUGAGCUUCACUGCUAUUUUGAUUAUAGUGCUGGGAUGGAGGGACUCUUUAGUCGUUCACCCUCUCCAUCGUCUGAAUUCGAAGUUGGGAGAUUUGAGACAGCUUUGUUAUGCUUAGGCACUCUGCAGUGCCAUUUUGGGCAUCCUAAGAAGGCUUUGGAGGCUCUAACUGAAGCAGUACGGAUCGCUCAACAGAAUAAUGAUGAUUCAUGCCUUGCUUACACGUUGGCAGCCAUAUGCAAACUCUUAUCUGAGAUAGGGAUUUCAAACAUGACUGGAAUAAUUGGUUCUCCAUAUUCAUUGGGCACUACUACUGGUCUUGGUACACCAUUGUCCACCCAACAACAGUUACUUGUUCUUUUAAAAAGAUCACUUGAGAGGGCUGAUCAUUUGAAGCUUACAAAUUUGUUAGCCUUCAAUCAUCUUGCCUUGGCAAAAUUUGAUCUCAAGCAUGUGAAAAAGCCUUUGCUAUCCUUUGGUCCGAAAGCUUCUAUGAAGCUUAGAACAUGUCCUACAAGUGUUUGCAGGGAACUAAGGUUAAGUUCACAUGUGCUGAGUGAAUUUGGAGCAGAUGGUCUUCUGCAGCUAAAUGAUACUGGUGCUUUUAGCACUUCAUGGCUUAAAAAUUUAUCAGCUGUUGGCAAUCCAUGGCUCAAAAAGUUACAAAAACCCAGGAGUUUAUCUGUUAAUGAUUAUGAUACAUUUCAGUUUUAUGCUCAGCCCAACCCAAUGCCUGGGUCCGUCUUGCAAUUGGCUGGUGCAUCAUAUUUGCUUAGAGCUACAUCAUGGGAGCACUAUGGCAGUGCUCCGUUAGUUCGGAUGAAUGCAUUGGUUUAUGCCACUUGCUUCGCUGAUGCUGCAAGUUCAUCGGAGUUAUCACUAGCAUAUGUCAAACUAAUCCAACAUUUGAGUGUAUUCAAAGGAUAUACUGAAGCAUUUAAUGCUCUGAAGCUUGCAGAAGAUAAGUUUUCUGUAUCAAGCACACACAUCCGACUGCUUAAGCUGCAGUUGCUUCAUGAACGUGCUCUACAUAGGGGGAAUCUACAAGAAGCUCAACAAGUAUGUGAUCAGUUUGGUGUUCUUGCAUCAUCUGUCACUGGAGUGCAUAUGGAGCUUAAGACUGAGGCUAGCCUUCGACAUGCACGUACGCUACUUGCAGCAAAUCAAUUUAGCCAGGCAGCUGCUGUAGCAAGCAAUCUGUUCUGCACAUGCUACAAGUUCAAUAUGCAGGUUGAGAAUGCCACUGUUCUUCUAUUGCUUGCUGAAAUUCACAAGAAAUCAGGCGAUGCUGUAUUAGGGCUGUCUUAUGUAUUAGCAAGCUUGUCAUUUUGCAAAACAUUUAACUUGGAUCUACUUGAAGCAUCUGCUACUGUGACACUUGCUGAAUUAUGGCUCUCUCUUGGGUCAAGCCAUGCUAAGAAAGCAUCAAGUCUCAUAUAUCAAGCUCUUCCAAUGAUUCUUGGUCAUGGAGGAUUGGAGUUGCGUGCACGAGCCAAUAUUGCAGUAGCAAAAUGCCUUUUAGCUGACCCUAGCUACUUGGUUUCAGAAGACCCUGACGCUGUGCUGGAUCCUCUAAGUCAAGCUUCUGAAGAACUGCAAAUUUUGGAGUAUCAUGAAAUGGCUGCAGAAGCCUUCUACUUGAUGGCUAUAAUAUUCAACAGUCUCGGAAGGUUAGAUGAAAGAGAAAAUUCAGCAGCUUCUUUUAAAAAGCAUGUGAUAGCUCUUGAAAAUCCACAAGAUGAAGACAACUUACCAACACAUGGAGUUUAGAUGGUCAUGAUUCCAAAACUAUUGCCAUUGGAGUGGGUGAUUUCUGGGGAUCCUUUCACAGGCAGCGCCACAUCCCAAAUGCUUGAACUGUGGCUAUCUAUGUGACAGUGUCUCUAUUGACAGUUUUGCACAAUAGUUCUCAUGGUUUCUUCUUGACUAAAAGAAUCAACAAUCAUAUAUAAGCUAUUGCUCUCAGCUGAUUAACCAUUUUAGACAGAUGGACAGAGGGCUGAUUAUAUCAUCAGAUACAGAGAUAAUCCCAAUACAUUCUCCUCUGUUUUAGGAGUUUGAUUGUUCGUGACUGUUUUCAGACGAGGCAAUACACUACCACAUUAUAUGCCCUUCAAACUCGAAGCAUCAUCUCUCACAUGCAAGCCUUUGCUGCUAAAUGGGAGAUACCAAGUUUGCGAGGUUGCUUCUCACGGACCUUGGGUUUGUCACAAAGACUGCAAUUACUAUGCUUUCAUGUCAGCGAGAAGAUAUAUUUUCAUCGACAACAAUUCUGACAAUAGUUUUCCGGCAAUUACAGAUAGCUCCUCUUCUCUGUUAACUGAACUGCAUCUAAUGUUCUGGACAUGAUGAUACCUGAUGGAUGAAUAAAUCUGUUUACAAAUA
Molecule: messenger RNA, 3469 nt
Organism: Musa acuminata subsp. malaccensis (wild Malaysian banana)
Lineage: Eukaryota; Viridiplantae; Streptophyta; Magnoliopsida; Zingiberales; Musaceae
Source: RefSeq, a predicted model, not a curated record